AUGUCAAUCCUUGUUAAAUGGAGAUUGUCUCUUGUUAUCAACAAACCCAAGGUGUAGAUGCGAUGUUUGUGCCGGCGUUGGGAAAGUGGUGUUCGUGUGAAUGACAGCAGCGAAAAUUUUAGGGACAACUCAUAAAAAGUUAUUUAUCACUUGCCCAUCACGGCGUGUGAAGAGCCAAAAAUGGAAUCUCCGGAAAGCGAGAAUUCGGAACAAGCUACCGAAGCUGAUCAGGAGACCAAUUUAAGACAUCGAAAGCUUCUUACGUGUGCUAAAAAGACAAUUGAAAAUGCAUCUUUACUCUUGCGGAGGAAGAUACCAUGUACAGGUCAUUUGAUGACACCACGCCGAUUAUGGAUUCAGACAAUACCUACACAGGAAUGUGAUGUAGUGCUGAUGUUCCCACCUGGGGCUCAGGAUUUUACAUUAAUGUGGCUCUUAUCUCGUCUGCGUGCUGGAACUCCUGGUUUAGUGGUGCAUGUCCGACACCAUGCAUCUUCUGACAGUUAUGGCUUUUAUCUUACUGCUCCUUUCCCUGUUUUGUUGAAGGCAGCAGAGGAACUUCAUCUUCCAAAAACACUGAAAUCAGAAUUUGGAGGUGGGCUAAAGGAAUUUGUGCAGCAAGAGGCAGCUUGUUUUGAAGGGACGGACAAUGAAUCCACUUUCUUCACAACACAAGAGAGGCAGUGGCUGGUUCUGCACCUGCUUCAGACAUUGAGGGCAGCUCCUGGUGAUCAACUUGGAGGGCUCAAAUUGAUUGAGGGACAGGCAAUAGUGCCAAAAUGCUUGUCUGCUGGAAUAAUCUCCCAAGUCUUCCCACUUCAUGAUCUUCCAUCACUCCAGAAGCUACAGAAGUCAUGGGUUCGUGACUUCUUUCGCAAGCAACCUUUGGAUGAUAUCUGCAAUUACUUUGGAGUAAAGAUCACAAUGUACUUUGCAUGGCUGGGUCACUACACCACAGCCCUCAUUGUGCCUGCAGUGGUGGGGUUAAUUUUCUGGGUUUGCUUCUGUGGCCACAAUCAGGCAGUUGAAGAUGUUGGAUAUGUCCUCUUCUCAUUUUUCAAUGUUCUCUGGGCAAGCGUGUAUGUUGAAACAUGGAAGCGGUACAGUGCAGAGCUUGCAUACCGUUGGGGUACUUUGGAUCAGCGUGAUGAGCUCUUGGUUGAACCUAGACCUCUGUUUAGUGGUACUCUUGAAGUAAGUCCCGUGACAGGGCGACUAGAACCAGUAUAUCCAGCAUGGAAAAGGAAUGUUUUUCGAUACUUCGUCAGCAUGCCCAUCAUACUGCUCUGCCUAGCUGUUGUCUUCAUCAUUAUGAUUGUGACACUACAAUUCCAGGAUUGGUGGGACCACUUCAUAACAGACAGAGGCUAUAUGUUUUGUCUCAGCUACUUGCCCAAAAUAUUUCUUGCUGUUGUAAUAACAUUGUUGGAUGAAGCUUACUAUAAAGUAGCUUGUUGGCUGAAUGACAAAGAAAACUACAGGCUUGAUACGAAGUAUGAAAAUCAUCUAAUCGUCAAAGUAGCAUUGGCAGCUUGACAGAAGAAAUAAUAGGUGUCUGAGUCUUUUUUUAUA
Molecule: messenger RNA, 1572 nt
Organism: Schistocerca gregaria
Lineage: Eukaryota; Metazoa; Arthropoda; Insecta; Orthoptera; Acrididae
Product: anoctamin-8-like
Exons: 11
Coding region: 181-1536 (451 amino acids)
Biological process (GO): chloride transmembrane transport
Cellular component (GO): plasma membrane
Molecular function (GO): chloride channel activity
Source: RefSeq, a predicted model, not a curated record